Molecule: messenger RNA, 444 nt
Organism: Ilex paraguariensis (yerba mate)
Lineage: Eukaryota; Viridiplantae; Streptophyta; Magnoliopsida; Aquifoliales; Aquifoliaceae
Source: the annotation of a GenBank genome assembly
AUGUUAGGUCUUGGGAUUGGGUUUGAUUCCAAGACUAAUGAAUACAAGGUUGUGAGGACUGCAUAUGUUGAGAAGGGAAUUGGGUUUGCAAUGCCCCCUAAGGCGACGAAAGAAUAUGGUGUGGCCAAGUCUUGGAGCAAACAAAUCAUUGUAGACCUAGAGGGAGGUUUGGGUAAGGCUUUGUUCCUGAGGAAUAAUGGUGAGAUACUAUCGACAGCAAGAGGUGCAGAGCCGGUAUCCUAUAAUGCUGGGACUCAACAAAGUAUGAAUCUUGGAAUUCUUGGCUCUAUGGGCUCAUUGUACGUGGAUACUUACAAGGACAGCCUUGCUCUGCUCAUCGAAGGUAAAGAAGACUCAGAUAUUUGCGUAAGCAAGAACAAAUCAUGUACCUCUGAUGGUGAGGAUGAAGGUGAAGAUAAUGGAGUUGAAAGCCUGAACUUUUGA